Molecule: messenger RNA, 4672 nt
Organism: Schizophyllum commune H4-8
Lineage: Eukaryota; Fungi; Basidiomycota; Agaricomycetes; Agaricales; Schizophyllaceae
Product: P-loop containing nucleoside triphosphate hydrolase protein
Exons: 30
Coding region: 96-4268 (1390 amino acids)
Biological process (GO): transmembrane transport
Cellular component (GO): membrane
Molecular function (GO): ABC-type transporter activity; ATP binding; ATP hydrolysis activity
Source: RefSeq, a predicted model, not a curated record
ACCUCGGGACCUAUUCACUGGGUCCAACUCGUACUUAUAUGUUCGCUGAACGUUGAGAGCAGACUCCAGCUUGAGUCCUCCCGACGUUCAUUGGUAUGCCUUUCUUCAAGUCGCGCCCCGCACCAGCCGGCUUCGGCGAGGGCAAGACUCUCCCUGAGGGUAGCGCAUGGCCAUGGUCGCGGCUCGUGUUCAGCUGGCUUGACCCCCUUCUCAAAGUUGGUUUCUCACGCCCUCUCCAAGAAAACGAUCUUUGGUCCCUUCCCGAUAAACUUACCACCGGAAGCAUCGCCGACCGCCUAGAGUACAACUUUUACGUGCGAUGUCCGCCCGAGCAGCGUCCGCUCGUUGUGCGGGAGCGCCAUCCCGCCCUCGCGUCCGGUGUCCCAACGGCGCAGGGUAAGGAGCGGGACGAGAAGACGCUGGCAGAGGUCUCAUCUGCGUCAGCAGAGGCGAAGGAGAGCGACAAACAGCCUCCGAAGAGCCCGUACGACGAGUCGCUCAUCAAGGCCAUCCAUCGCACCGUGCUGCUGCGGUGGUGGUUGGGCGGUCUUUUCAAGGUCCUGGGUGAUACCCUGCGCACGACCUCUCCGCUCAUCCAGAAGGUCAUGCUCGGAUGGCUCGCCGAGGCGUACUUGUUCGACCACCUCGACGCAGACGGCCGUGACUCCUAUUUCCCGAACGGUGCGCCGCGCGGCAUUGGUUACGGCAUAGGUCUCGCCUUCGCGCUGUUCGCCAUGCAGGAAGUCGCCAGCUUGUUCAACAAUCACUACCAGCAGCUGGUCAAGAGCGUCGGACUGAUCACCAGGACGGGCGUCAUCGGCAUGAUCUUGCGCAAGGCUCUACGUCUGUCUGGAAAAUCUCGCCAAGAGCACAAUGUCGGUCAGAUCACCACCAUGAUUUCGACGGACACGGAACGGUUGUACGAAUUCUGCCUGUAUGCACAUGAAGCCUGGGUCGCACCCAUCCAGGUUGCUAUCGGGAUCGGCCUGCUCAUCCACUUUCUCGGUGUCUCCGCCCUCGUCGGUCUCGGUGUCCUCAUCUUCGGCCUCCCCUUCCAGAUGAUCAUGGUCGCCGUCCUGUUCGCCCAGCGCAAGAAGGGUGUCGGCAUCACGGAUGGUCGUGUCCGCCUGACUAGUGAGGUCUUGCACGGUAUCCGCCUGGUCAAGGCCUACGUCCUGGAGGAGUUCUACAUGAACAAGAUCACCGACUUCCGCAGGAGAGAGCUGGCGACUAUCCGGCGUGCUUCGAUUGCCCAGGCGUUGCUCUUUGCGUCCGUGCACGUCGUUCCCGUAGCGGCUGCUAUUCUGUCAUUCGUUACAUACUCGCUCACUGGUCACGACCUCAAUGUCGCCAUCAUAUUCUCGUCCUUGUCGCUUUUCAACAUCAUCCAAGCGCCCCUGCUGCUGAUGCCGCUCGCUCUCGGCGGUCUCGCCACCGCCCUCGUUGCCACCGGCCGCCUGUCCAAGUUUUAUCUCGCAGAAGAGCUCGACGACCCGUACCUCAUCGACCCCGAGCGCAAGAACGCCGUCGACGUCGAUGGUGACUUUACUUGGGAGUCGACGGCCGAGGAAGGCAAGGCCGCUGACGCCAAACCUGACGAGAAGGCCGACAAGCCUGACGAGACGGCUGACAAGUCCUCGGCUGUGACAAAGACCGGUGAAGACGAGAAGGUGGCUGGCUCAUCCGCUGGCGAGAAGGGCAAGGAGCAGGAGGCGAAGGACGAGAAGCCCGCGGAGCCCGUCUUCCAGCUCGAGAACCUCAAGAUGUCGGUGCCGAAAGGCGCGUUCGUGGCUAUCGUCGGUCCUAUCGGUUCUGGGAAGAGCUCCAUCUUGCAGGCUCUCAUCGGCGAGAUGAGGCGCACUCGUGGCGAGGUCAUCUUUGGAGGGUCCGUGGCAUACGUCCCGCAGAAGCCGUGGAUUCAGUCGACCACCGUGCGUCAAAAUAUCGCUUUUGGUCUGGAGGAAAACGAGGCGAGACUUCGUGCUGCUAUCCGGGCCUGCUCUCUCGACCACGACAUUGAGAGGCUGCCUAUGGGCGAACGCACUGAGAUUGGCGAGAAUGGUGUCACGCUCAGUGGAGGACAGAAGGCUCGCAUUUCUCUGGCGCGUGCCGUGUACUCGAAUGCCGACGUUAUCCUGCUGGACGAUGUCUUCUCCGCCGUCGACAGCUAUGUUGGCAGGAAGUUGCUGGAUGAGUGUGUCGCCGGUGGCGCUCUGGCAGAUCGCACUCGUGUCCUCGUCACGCACGCUCUGUACGUCUUGGAUCGCGCAGACUACGUGUACGUCGUGGACGGUGGCAAGAUCGUCGAGCAGGGGACGUACCAGGAUCUCAUGUCGCAGGGUCAGACCUUCGCUCGCCUCGUAGAGGAGUACGGCGUCAAGAACGAGGACGCCGCAGUCUCGAAGGCUGAAGAUCGCAGCGAGACGGCCACUAUCGUCGAUGCUAAGGCCGUGGACGUGCCCCAGCAAGCUCUGAUGCAAGACGAAGAGCGUGCCGUCGGCUCCGUGUCGUGGCGCGUCUACCAGAAGUACAUUCGCUACGCGGGCGGUCUUACUUGGGUCCCUGCCAUCAUCUUGAUUACGGCUCUCGGUCAAUGCUCUCAAGUCGCCAACACUCUGUUCCUUUCCUUCUGGUCUUCGCAGUCUAUUGCCGGAUUCUCGAAUUCGACAUACAUGCUGGUUUACGGGAUGCUGGGUGUCGCCCAGGCCGUCUUUUCCUUCCUGCUCAACUUCGCUGUCGCCUGUAUCUGCUUGUUCGCAAGUUUGCGCAUCUUCCGUGCCGCUCUGCGAAGCGUCUUGCGCUCGUCCGUGGCUUUCUUCGACACUACGCCCAUGGGACGAAUCAUGUCUCGUCUGUCCAAGGAUCAAGACACGCUCGACGUGGCGCUCGCUACUUCCCUGGCGGUCCUGCUUUCUCUCUUCGGAAACCUCCUUGGCACCGUCGGCCUGGUGUUCUACAUCUUCCCCUACCUCGGCAUCAUCUUCGCGCCUCUGGGAAUACUGUACUACGUUGUCGCCCUGUACUACAGGAAGUCAUCUGUCGAGACCAAGCGCCUGGAUGCUAUCCUGCGCUCUUCGUUGUAUGCUUCGUACACAGAGGCUUUGACUGGUCUUCCUACGAUCAGGGCUUACGCGUCCCAGGAUCGCUUCAUCACGAAGUCUGAGCAAGGACAAGAUCGCCAGAACAAGGCCACUUACGUCUCCAUCUCGAUCCAGGCGUGGUUGACUGUCAGGCUGGACCUCUUCGGUAACAUCCUGAUUCUGGGUACGGGUCUCUUCGCGGCCGGCUUCCGUAAGUCAGUCGAUCCAGCGAAGAUCGGUGCUAUCAUCUCGUACUGCUUGCCCAUCACCACGACGCUCGACCAAAUCGUCACCCAAUACGCCGAGCUCGAACAGAACAUGAACGCCGUCGAGCGCAUCCUCAACUACUCGGAGCUGCCCGCUGAAGCCCCGCCCACCACGCCCGAGGACCCACCCGCGGACUGGCCAUCCCAAGGCCGCAUCGAGUUCAAGGACGUCGAGAUGGCCUAUCGCCCGGGUCUGCCGCUCGUCCUCAAGGGCGUUAGCUUCACUAUCGAGCCUGGCGAGAAGGUCGGCAUCGUUGGGCGAACCGGCGCGGGCAAGAGUACCGUCAUCCAGGCUCUCUUCAGGAUGACGGAGUUGCGUAGUGGCUCGAUCGAAGUUGACGGUUACGACACCUUCAAGGUCGGCCUGGACGUCCUUCGCAGCCGCAUGGCGCUCGUGCCGCAGGACUCUACUCUCUUCUUAGGAACUUUGCGCGAGAACCUCGAUCCUACUGGUACCCGUACCGACGCCGAGUUGCUUUCUGCCCUGCACUCCGUCCAUCUCGUGCACGAAGGCAACGCCGACGACCCCAAGUUCAGUCUCGACGCCGCUAUCGCUGAUGAAGGCUCCAACUACAGCGCCGGCGAGAAGCAGCUCCUCGCCCUCUGCCGCGCCCUCGUCAAGCAGUCGAAGGUCAUCGCGCUCGACGAGGCCACCGCGAACGUCGACGUCGACACGGACGCGAAGCUGCAGCGCACCAUCCGGACCGAGUUCAAGUCCAGGACGUUGCUGUGUAUCGCGCAUAGGUUGAACACUAUUGCCUACUACGACAAGAUCAUCGUCAUGGACGACGGCCGCGUCGCCGAGAUCGGCUCCGUGCUCGGCCUCUUCGACACCGAGGGCUCCAUCUUCCGCUCGCUGUGCAACGAGGCGAAGCUGUCGCGAGCGGAUAUCGAGAGGAUUCGGGGACAAGAGCCGAGUUGAGGCUGAGUGGACUCGAAAAUGUUUACGAGUUUUAUUUGAUCACUACCCCUCCAAGUCCCUGUCGUCACCCUUCAUAUCUACGACCAUCCUCCCAUAUCACCUCUCUGCAUCACCACCCCUCCAAAUGCACCCCCCGCCUCGCAUUGCUACCCUCGCAGCAUCAUACCCCAAAUCGAUCCGAGAUCCACCUCUCCUACGCUACCUUACUCACCACUUAGACUGACGACGUUCGUUACGCCUAUUUAGAUGCUAUGAUCGUUGAAGCUGUUGCUUGCAUCUUGAGGGGUGCGUUGCUUUGCAGGCCUGAUAGAACGCUGCUUUCCGAUGAGAUUGAGUUUAAGAUCGUGGGCUAUGGAGUAUACAAAGUACUCGCCUCGUCGAUACCGUGUUCUCGAAGUCGGUAU